CAAAAUACUUUUGAGUCUUGGGGGUGGUCUCUUGGGUCGGUUGCUUCAGGCUCCUUCUGCGCCCCUUCUUGCAACCGUAUCCCAAGUGCCAAUGCAUUCCCCGGCGGACCCAACCACCGACAUUGUCACCACCACCGCCACCGCCACCACCACCACCACCACCACCAGCAGCAGCAGCAAUGUGUUGCUAGGUAAGUAUCGCCUCGGCCGCCUGCUCGGCCGUGGUAACUUUGCAAAGGUGUAUAUUGCUCGUUCUCUCGCAGAUGGUUCCGAUUUAGCCGUGAAGGUAAUGGAUAAGACCAAGAUCCUCAACGCCACCAUGGAACCCCGGGUAAUUAGCGAAAUCUCUGUUAUGCGUCGACUUAGACACCCAAACAUAAUCAGAAUCCAUGAAGUUAUGGCUACAAAAUCCAAAAUCUACUUGGCCAUGGAAUACGCCAGAGGCGGCGAGUUGCUGGCCAAGAUUUCCCGGCACAAACGCUUCACCGAACCUGUCGCCCGCUUUUACUUCCAACAGCUAGUCUCAUCCCUUUACUUCUGUCACAGAAAUGGCGUUGCUCACAGAGACCUCAAGCCCCAAAACCUUCUCCUCGACGAACACGGCAACCUCAAGAUCUCCGAUUUUGGACUCUCUGCUCUUCCCGAGCAAUUGAAAGAUGGGCUCCUUUACACGGCUUGCGGAACGCCGGCAUAUACAGCCCCAGAGGUCGUCUGCCAGAAAGGCUACGACGGUGCCAAAGCCGACGCUUGGUCAUGCGGCGUCAUCCUCUUCGCCUUCCUCGCUGGUUUCCUCCCUUUCGACGAUUCCAAUAUCGCCGUCAUGUAUAGGAGGAUUCGCCGCCGGGAGUUUCAAUUCCCGUCGUGGUUCUCGAAGCCGGUGAAAUGGAUCAUCUCUCGGCUACUGGACCCCAAUCCUGAAACCCGGAUCAGCAUCGAAGCUGUAAUGGAGGUAGGUUGGUUCAAGAAGUCGUUGCAAGAGAAAGAUCAGAAUCCGAAUCAACAACAGAUGCAAACCCUUUUCAAUUUGCAGCUAACAAUGUCGCCGGACAAGGGUUCGAUGAAUGCUUUCGAUAUUAUAUCGUUGUCGUCGGGAUUGGAUUUGUCGGCGUUGUUCGAAGGAAAGAGGAAGUGGGCGAAGAGAUUCACAUCGAUGAUAGCAUCUCCAGAGAGGAUUGUGAAGAGAGUGACUGAGGCCGGAGAGAAAUUAGGAUACACAGUAGAGAGAAGGAAGAAAAGUGUGAUUGGGUUAGGGAAGGAGAGGUUGGGAUUGUUGAUAGAGUUGUUGGAGGUAGCACCUUCGGUGUUUAUGGUACAAGUGAGAGUGGGGAAUGGGGAAGGAGGGAUGGAAUUGGUGGAGUUGCAGUGGGGAGAGUUGAAAUUGGAGCUUGAAGACAUGGUUCUUGCCUGGCACAACGAUUGUGUCUGAGAGUUCACUCUUUCCUCCCGUCUUGUGGACGGUU
Telopea speciosissima is the source of this 1460-nucleotide messenger RNA. Its product is annotated as CBL-interacting serine/threonine-protein kinase 4-like. Gene Ontology annotation, molecular function: ATP binding; protein kinase activity. The transcript is spliced from 2 exons. Lineage: Eukaryota; Viridiplantae; Streptophyta; Magnoliopsida; Proteales; Proteaceae. The record is from RefSeq and is a predicted model, not a curated record. The coding region runs from base 92 to 1426 and encodes 444 amino acids. Gene Ontology annotation, biological process: protein phosphorylation; signal transduction.